This is a messenger RNA of Salvelinus sp. IW2-2015, 1515 nucleotides long. RefSeq names its product prostacyclin synthase-like. Gene Ontology annotation, molecular function: iron ion binding; oxidoreductase activity, acting on paired donors, with incorporation or reduction of molecular oxygen; prostaglandin-I synthase activity. The record is from RefSeq and is a predicted model, not a curated record. Gene Ontology annotation, biological process: prostaglandin biosynthetic process. NCBI's taxonomy places the organism in Eukaryota, Metazoa, Chordata, Actinopteri, Salmoniformes, Salmonidae.
AUGUUAUGGACUAUACUUUUAAUGGUCAGUGGUCUGCUCGCUCUCAUCAUGCUACUCUUCCCGCUCAAAACCAGAAAGAAAAAUGAGCCACCAUUAGUCAAGGGCUUUAUUCCAUGGCUGGGUCAUGCCCUGGAGUUUGGAAAAGAUGCUGCAAAGUUCCUAACACYGAUGAAACAAAAACAUGGUGCCAUUUUUACGGUGCAUGUUUGUGGUCAUUACAUCACUGUACUGCUGGACCCUAACUCCUAUGACACGGUCCUCGAUGAUACAGCCUCUCUGGACUUCAGUCGCUACGCCCAGGUCCUGAAGCAGAGGAUCUUCAACCUGAGACUACCCAAUCACAACCCAGAUACAGAGAGGGCCUGGAUGGAACAGCACUUCCAGGGCCCCAGCCUAGCCAGACUGAGCAGCAGCAUGCACCUCCACCUCCAGACCCUGCUAAGGGAAGAGGAGAGGAGCUGUAGCCCAGCAGAGUGGAGGCAGGACGGACUUUUCAGCCUCUGUUACAGCCUGCUCUUCAGGGCUGGGUAUCUCACACUGUUUGGUACAGAGAAAAGCAACAACGUCACUGAACUCGCUGCUGUCUACAAAGAGUUCCGCAAGUUCGAUGGUCUUCUCACAAAACUGGCUCGUUCAACCCUUAAGCAAGAGGAGAAGAGGACAGCAAGCCUGUCCCAGGAGCAACUGUGGGAGCUGCUGUCCCCAGCCUGGCUGAGCAGAGGAAAGGGGUCAGAGAGCAUAGAUCAUGGGUCAGACAGCAGCUCCUGGCAGCAGAGUUACCUCAGGCAUCUACAGAGGGAAGGAGUGGACACAGAGAUGCAGAGACGAGCCAUGCUGCUUCAGCUCUGGGUCACCCAGGGUAAUGCUGGACCUGCUGCCUUCUGGCUGCUGGGCUUCCUGCUCACCAACCCUGAGGCCAUGAGAGCAGUGAAGGAGGAGCUCAGAGGCCUGGCUCUGCAGGAGGACGGCUCCCUACAGCACCACCUUCUGGACACACUGGAGCACCACAGCACACCUGUUUUUGACAGUGUUCUGAGCGAGACCCUGCGUCUGACUGCUGCUGCCCUCAUCAACAGAGAGGUGAUCCAGAACACAACCCUUCGUCUGGCAAGUGGACAGGAGUACCACCUCAGACAGGGGGACAGGGUGUGUCUGUUCCCCUUCCUCAGCCCGCAGAUGGACCCUCAGAUACACCACGACCCACAGACAUUUCAAUAUGACCGCUUCCUAAACGCAGAUGGGACAGAGAAGAAGAAGUUCUAUAAGGAUGGGGAGAGACUGAAAUAUUACACCAUGCCAUGGGGUGCAGACAAGAACAUGUGUGUUGGGAGACACUUUGCAGUCAGUGGCAUCAAACAGUUUGCGUUCAUGGUCCUCUCCCGGCUGGACCUGGAGCUGUGUGACCCGACUGCCACCGUUCCUCCGGUCAACCCAAGUCGAUAUGGUUUCGGGAUGCUCCAGCCCGACGGAGACCUGGAGGUCCACUACAGACACAAGACUCUGCACUAGGUCAUG